Molecule: messenger RNA, 376 nt
Organism: Bombyx mandarina (wild silkworm)
Lineage: Eukaryota; Metazoa; Arthropoda; Insecta; Lepidoptera; Bombycidae
Source: RefSeq, a predicted model, not a curated record
AUGUCGCUGUACUACCGUCCGACUCCCGACCGGCAUACCGUAGCGGAUUUCAAACUUGCAGCCCGUCGCCGGACGAAGAAAAUUCAAGUUAUUCUACGGAAAACUGGACACUGCACAAUAAAAACUUGUAGGAAUCUUUCUACGCUAGGUGAUAAGUGUAAUGGGCCCAUAAGGAGAAUUAGCGUCUUCCUUACUUCUGCCGCGAAGCUAUCAGGCGUCUGGAUGGAAGAGAACUCGGCCUUAUGUCCCAAGUUUGGCGGGAAAGCUAUGUCGUUAGUUAGUCAAUUAGUUAGUAGCAUAAGAACAGAUGGAGCGUACAAAAAUUUUUCUAUUUACAAAUCGUGAAAAAAAUUCUACAGCGUAGAUAAAAAAAUCU